Diospyros lotus (date-plum) is the source of this 1752-nucleotide messenger RNA. RefSeq lists its product as uncharacterized. Lineage: Eukaryota; Viridiplantae; Streptophyta; Magnoliopsida; Ericales; Ebenaceae. Gene Ontology annotation, molecular function: protein dimerization activity. The coding region runs from base 1 to 1752 and encodes 583 amino acids. The record is from RefSeq and is a predicted model, not a curated record. The transcript is spliced from 4 exons.
AUGGGAAAAAACCAGGGACAGUAUUGUAGAUACCAUCGAACCAGGGGGCAUUCCACUGAUCACUGCAGAGAAUUGAAGAAUCAGAUUGAGAUGCUCAUUUAUGAGGGGCACUUGCAAAGAUAUGUGAGAAACGAGGAAGAAGAAAAUAGGGAACCCCGGCAAAGCGGAGAUAGACGUGAUGGGCAUGAAAGGCCAAACCCGGGGCAACAAGAGAGAGGAGGAGAUCGUCGGCAAGAUAUUCAUGUAGACAAUGAACCGACUCAACAGGCCAUUCACGUUAUUUCAGGUGGGGAAACCCUAGGUGGGGACACAUCAGCAUCCCGUAAACCAUACGCCCGUCAAGCCUACCAAGUAAACUCAGUAAUGGAGAUGAAGAAAGUAUCCUCACCUCUAUAUAGCUUCACUGGAGAAGCGGUUCCAGUUGCAGGAUCAAUUGAGCUGCUUAUCACAUUAGAUGAAUCUCGAGAUAUCUCAAUAAAGGAACAAAUGUCUACUGUUUUGCGUUAUGCGAAUAAAAUGGGACAUGUAGUUGAACGGUUCAUUGGGGUUGAACAUGUUUCCACUGUAGCAAAGAAACAUGUGCAAGUUACUUGGCUCUUUAAUUUGGUUUCUAGAGUGGUUAAUAUUGUUGGAGCGUCAUCGAAGCGUUGUGAUCUUUUGCGAGAGAAACAAGAAGCUGUAAUUUUUGAAGCACUCCAUAAUGGUGAGAUUUCAAGUGGCCGGUGUCUUAAUCAACAAAGUACUAUUACUCAUUUUGGUGAUACUCGUUGGGGAUCGCAUUAUGGUACUUUGAUUAGUUUGAUUUCCAUGUUCUUGCCUAUAGUUGAUGUUCUUGAAAUGAUUGUUGUUGAAGGAUCUACUGAACAAAAAUGUGAGGCAGAUGAUUUUUUGGACUCAAUACAAUCAUUUGAAUUUGCUUUUAAUCUACAUCUCAUGAGAACCAUCUUAACGAUUUCAAAUGAAUUGUUCAAGGCAUUACAAAGAAAAGAUCAAGAUAUUGUAAAUGCUAUUACUUUAGUGAAAAUAUGCAAACAAAGACUCCAAGUGAUGAGGGACAAUGAGUGGGAUUUGUUUUUGAAAGCAGUGGUUUCUUUUUGUGAAAAGUAUAAUAUUGAUGGUCCCGACAUGGAUGGUGUUUUUAUAUGCCGAGGUCGUUCACGGCGUAACACUGAAGAAAUGACAAAUUUGCAUCACUUUCGUGUGGACUUGUUCUAUGCUAUCAUUGAUAUGCAACUUCAAGAAUUGAAUGACCAUUUUUAUGAGGUUAGUACUGAGUUACUUCUUUGUAUAGAAUGCUUAUGCCCAAAUGAUUCAUUUUCUGCUUUUGACAAAGAAAAAUUAAUUCGUCUUGCUGAGUAUUAUCGUGAAGAUUUUUCAAGAGUAGAGCUCAUGGCAGUUGAUGAUCAGCUUCAAACUUAUAUUUUUGAUAUACGAUCCAACAAAGAGUUUGAAGAAUUAGGGGGACUUGGUGAACCUGGACAGAAGUUGGUUGCGAUGAAAAACAAUAUAGUGUAUCCAUUAGUUUAUAAGCUUGUGACUUUGGCAUUAACUUUUUCGAUUUCCACUGCUACAGUUGAAAGGGUAUUUUCUACAAUGAAUAUCAUGAAAAAUCGAUUGCGUAGUAGGAUUGGAGACCAAUGGAUGAAUGAUAGCUUAGUUGUGUAUGUUGAAAAAGAUGUAUUUAACAAAAUUGAUAAUGAGGUCAUUAUGCGACGUUAUCAAAGUAUGAAAAGCCGCAAACAACAAUUGUAA